UAUAAACCUGUUCUCAUAUUGGCAUUGUACUGCCGCAACUUCUAAGGAUAAUGGACAGUCUCUUUGGUUUAUUAGUGGUUAUAACAUUGACUGGUUGCUGGGCAACCAACUGUCCGGACAACUUUCUGGCUUUCCAUGGCUCCUGUUAUCUCUUCGGAGAUAUCCAACUCAGCUUUUAUGAGGCAGAGCACUAUUGUAACCAACACGAUGCCCAUCUGGUGCACGUGAACAAUGCCCUAGAGGGAGACUUCUUGAAAGAGCAUCUGCGUCAUCUUAAACCUUUUGGUUUCUGGUGGAUGGGGUUAACAGAUGAGGUUGCAGAAGGACACUUCUUCUGGAUAGACGACAAAUCUCCUGCAGAAUAUACAGACUGGCACGCUGGACAACCCGAUGGUGGUGAUGAAGAUUGCGUUGUCUUCGCAAAGUAUUUUGACUUCCAGUGGGGCGAUUAUCCAUGUACACUCGCAGAGGACUUCAUUUGUGAAAUUCAGUAA
Molecule: messenger RNA, 494 nt
Organism: Mya arenaria
Lineage: Eukaryota; Metazoa; Mollusca; Bivalvia; Myida; Myidae
Product: perlucin-like
Exons: 5
Coding region: 51-494 (147 amino acids)
Biological process (GO): biological process involved in interspecies interaction between organisms
Cellular component (GO): external side of plasma membrane
Molecular function (GO): carbohydrate binding
Source: RefSeq, a predicted model, not a curated record